Molecule: messenger RNA, 380 nt
Organism: Paramecium pentaurelia
Lineage: Eukaryota; Ciliophora; Oligohymenophorea; Peniculida; Parameciidae
Source: the annotation of a GenBank genome assembly
UAUGAGAUCAAAUUCAACAGCUUAUACACCUUAAAAUCCUGAAAUCUUCCAUAAAGGACAUAUUCAUUUCUUUGAUUUAUUGUCUUCAUUCCAUGGAUUAGAAGAUCAACCAGACUAUCCAGUUUAAUAAUAAACAAUAUAAGAUAAGCUUAGACAUUAAUACCUUCAUGAUAAUAAUUGGGAAGAUAGUAUCAAACAAUUUAUUAUCAUUUAGAAUUAUGUUAUAGAACAUGUUUCAAAAUUUAAGAGAAGGAUUAUGUAUAAUUCUGUCUCGAUAAGAAAUGUUCAGGCACUCCUUAUUUGAAGGCAGCUCAAAUUUUGGGAUAUGUUAAAACUGGAAAUCCAACACCUAAAGCACAUGGACACCAUCAUCAUUGAUU